CACAAUAAACCAGAGUUGACCCUGAGCUUUAGUAAAUCAAGUGCCGCCUUGAAAUUUAGUUGACCCCUACGUUAGAGGUCUUUUGGCCAACAACAUACUUGACUCUAAAUCCCCCUUGAGAAGAUACAAGACUGUGUCCAAAUUGACUUACCACACAGUAACUCGCUAUUUUUAUCCACAGUUAGCUAUGGAUAAUGACACUUCCUUAGGUACGAUCACAAUGGACAUUUUCUGCCGGCUGCGCAAAACAAAACAUUUUUAGCAUGGCCGGAUAUUGAGUCCCGUGUGAGUAGCAACGGCUAGUGCUGCUGCAGUGUACUCUGUGACUGCAUUUAAAUUAAGAUCUAAAGUAAAGAAUGUCUCAUACCCGUGACUCCCAUGCCCAGAGUACCUCCUUGGCCCUCCGGACCACCAUUCAGGGAAUCCGGAUGAAAUUCCCCACGGUCAAGCUCGUUACAACGUCGACCCUGCAGAAGUGGAUGGAUGGGGUGGAAAACACCGACAUGCCGGACAGUGCGGCCAGCACGGCGGGAAAACACAGCAAGUUGAUUGUUAUUGAUGCAAGACCAGAUUUGGAGUACGGCAUCAGUCACAUUGCCAAAAGCAUCAACGUCAACUUCGAGACGGAGGACAUGGAGAGCGUCAAGAUACUCAUGAUGCAAGAAGCCAACUGCCAGUCCCCAGAGCAGGUUGCGGCCAGAGUUGUCCUGUACUGCUCAGUGGGCUACCGAUCCUCCGUGCUGGCCGAUAAACUACAGAAAGCAACCAAGCCUGACCCGGCGUAUAAAUAUUGGAAUUUCUUCAACUUAGAGGGCAGUAUUUUCAAGUGGGCCAAUGAGAACAAGCCAUUGGUGGACCAGCAGGGUCAGCCGACCAAUUACAUUCAUCCCUUCAACAGCCUUUGGGGGAAACUCGUUGACAAAGAACGCUGGAAGUCUACCCUUUAAAGAACUACAAAUUUUGUUACCAAAAGCCAACUCUGUGGAGCUGCUAAGCACAUAAUGAUUCUGCUUAGAAACAAGUAAAGGCCCGUCUCCAUUCAUAUCCGAGACGAGUUCCAGACAAGUUGUGGACAUUGUGUCGGGCCUUACCAACCUGAAAAUUCUGAUGUAUGUAUGUUCUUGACUUGUUCCCAAUUUAUUUUUUUUAUAUUUUCGCUCAGCUGGAAGAUCUUUUAAGCAAAUAUGUUGUGCUAAGCACAUGUUUGCCUUUGUGCCAAGCAACUCCAUAGCUUUGGCCGUAAGUGGUUUCGUUCUUACUAAACCUGUACUGUUACAUCAUGUCUUUGAUGCUGUAAUUUCAUUGGUCUAGAAAGGCACUUGGCCAUUCCAUAAAUAUAACCGUUUUCUUACAUUGCAUAUAAAUUACUGCGUUUAUUAUUGUUAUUAUUAUUUAUUCGGCCAAAAAAUGAAACAAGUACAAUAUGGAAUUUUUAGGGCAGCAAGCCCUCAGACAGUACUGAAUAUGCAGUUCUAAUAAAUUUGUUGAUAAAGAAGGGCAAACAAACAAAGAAUUUACAUUGGCAAGCUCCCCCAAAAUCUAGUCAUUGAAAAACAGUGAUUGCUUGUGGUUCCCCCUGCUGCAGACCGGCCUGAGCAAGCUAUCAUGGCACACGCACAGACGACCUCUUCAUAGGUGAACGCACAAGCUCAAGUAUUUGUUCAGAUAGUCCGUCAAGGGACAGUUCCAAAUAAUAGCUGGCUCAGUGCUUUGGCUAUUGAUGAUAAGGGUCACUGCACUGUGAAUUUACAAGUGAUAACAUGCUCAGUCUGUGACCUCUCGCCACAAAAUGAGCUUUAAGUCGUAAAUUAUCAGUUUGCAGUACGGUGGGGCGAAGCCAACAUUUUAAAGGGUGGUCGAUUGUUUGUUUGAAGGUAAACCUUGAUCUCUAAGUCAUGUUUCACCUCCAAUUCUUGUUUGUUCCGUCAAAAAACUUUAACCAAUUUCAUCCCUUUAGUAUAAGUUGACUGUUCAUUCACUGUCACACAACUGCAGGAUUUGUAAAUGCCAUUUUCUCAGGAAUCAGUUUUACAACUUCAAGUACAUUUUGUAAGUUCGUGUUCUAUAUUUUCAUUACCGAACUCAGUACCCCAUAAUGUUGCAUACCAUUGGAAAGCUCUUGUUCUGCAGAAUCCAGAUAUAUAUAAAUAUUUCGUUUCUUAAAAAGUCCAACUUUAAGCUCACUUUGAGAUGACAGGUCACAUUUCGUCUAUAUCCGAUUCAUUCGAACCAGCCAGCUGACCCUGGCAAGUGUGGUGGUGGAGUGGCAAGACAAGUAAGCAGGAGGUGGUGGGUUCGAGUCCCGUUUGUGUUGAUGAAGGGUGAAACUGAAAUACAAUAUUGAAUCAUUUUUAUUUUUGUGAAUGAGCAUAUAAACGGUAGUGGGAGUGUGUUAAAUGAGACUUGUUUAUUUUGUCAUAUAUUCUCAGAAGCAAACUUGUUAUAUCAUGCAUGGCAUGCUAAUUCUAAAUUCGGAUUUUCUAUUAUUUAAUUUCAGUCAUUGAGCAGCUCAUGAAUAUUUCUAAAUUUUAAUUUGUAGAUAUAUUUUUAAAGAUAAAAACAAUAGUUUUGAUGUUCAAACAGUGUAUGCUUGAAAUACCUUUAAAGGGAAAAGAUAAUAUUUGCAAACAUAAAAAAAUAAACCUACCAAAUUAUUUUGAAA
Messenger RNA from Patiria miniata (bat star), 2662 nucleotides. RefSeq lists its product as uncharacterized. The record is from RefSeq and is a predicted model, not a curated record. NCBI's taxonomy places the organism in Eukaryota, Metazoa, Echinodermata, Asteroidea, Valvatida, Asterinidae. The coding region runs from base 357 to 947 and encodes 196 amino acids. The transcript has 4 exons.